This is a messenger RNA of Nezara viridula (southern green stink bug), 318 nucleotides long. The record is from the annotation of a GenBank genome assembly. Lineage: Eukaryota; Metazoa; Arthropoda; Insecta; Hemiptera; Pentatomidae.
AUGAUGAUGAGGGUACCGUGGAGGACACGCCCGAAUCGCGGGCAGGUGCCGCGGCGGUCAGAGGAAUGCGGUGACACGGCGGAACCGGUUAGGGGCUGUACCACUUGCGGAACCUCUCUCCUCCCGUCUUCCUAUUUAGGCAUCAUCGGUAUAACAUCGAGUGGCGGAGGUUCGAUUACUAAGAUGGUACCAUAUGGUGGCCCAGUCUGUUCCAGGCGGUUGGUUUCCAUUGAUCCAACCAACCCUUACCAUUCUUCCACUCUCUUGCACGCCUAUAGCAAUGGGUCCUUAUUGCCUCUGAUCCUAUCUAAUCUUUGA